UUUCUCUGAAUGUGAUGAUGAAUCAUACAUACCUGAAAAAGAUCAUUGCAAAAUGAUCAAGUUUUAAUUGGAACGGACGAGUAAUCCAACAAAGUAUAAUAAUAAAACUAUAUAAAUAUUUCAGCAUUGCUUUCCUUGCUAUUCAAGUAAAUGUUUUUCGAAGAAUUUAUUUUUAACCGUUCUCAUUUUAAGCAACGAACAGUUCGUUACGAACUUGACAAGAUCUUACAAUUUAUACACAGUGUGUAAUCAAAACAAUUUAAGCAACCACGUACACUUUGCAAUAAUUUGUGAUACAAUAACUAACGCCGUAAGGGAAGAAGCCGUUUUUUGCAUUAGGUUUAAAAGUAGAACAAAACAACUAUGUCACUAUUCGGCUUUGGGAAAAAGAAGGUCGAAACACCAGCAUCCAGUGCUAAAGCAACACAGCGUGCAAAACGCAGCGAGGAAUUUGAACAGAGAAAAGCUCAAAAUAAAGCACAGCUAGGUAUGUUCAUGGGUCUAGACGAUGAUAUUUCUGGGGGCGGUGGGGGUGGCUCUGGAAGCUUUGAUGUGGAUGAUGCUGAUCUCGAAAAUGAGCUACUCAACCUCUUGGGCGACAAUAAAUCUAAAUCGAGAGGCACUGCGUCAGCCCCUCCAUCCAAGGGUCAUGGCGUGACAAACAUAAAUCUGGAUGAUGACGAAGAUGGUGCGUACAGUGGAAACGAUGAUGAGGACGACUUGGACGACCCUGAACUCCAUGCCGAGCUUGGAGAAAUAUUGGGAGAACCGGAGGGGAAUACAUUAUCGCAUAAUGUAGAUAUAGGAGAAGUUCCUUCUGACGACGAUGACGAGCCAUCACCUCCUAAGCAGACCAUGUCCAGUGUGGAGCUCGUCAAAGUACUAAACGAAAGGCUACAGCUGUAUGAACAAGCUAAACUUGCAUCGGACAAGGUUGGGGAUUUAGGGAAGUCUAGGAGAUUCACUCGAGGAAUAAAAACGCUAAAAGAAUUGCAAGGCAAGGCAAAAGCAGGCAAGGUCGUGAACGAGGUUGAGAUUCCACCUGCAGUUUCAAUAGGCGUUGCUUCAACAAUGAAUAACAAACCAACAACGACCACUAAUGAAGAAGGUAUUUGUGGAGCUUUAUCUCCAAAUACUGACGAUCACCCUGCACCGGUGGCCGAAGUAUCAACAGAUUUCCUCGCCCCAUCGCCACAACCUUCGCAACGCCUCCCAGAACCAAUUAAACCAACUCCUGCAUUUGUAACGCCAGUUUCACCUCCUCCGGUCCCACCUCCAAGAAAGAUAGUCGUCCCCCCAGAACCCCCAGUGGACUAUGGAUCGAAGAAUGAAAUGCAAGUCAUAACAGAACCCCCCAUUGACUAUGAAAGUACAACAGGCAAGACUCCUCAAGUAAAUGAGAGAGGACUAGAAAGGAUAAAAGAUUACAGAAGAGUUGCCGUUGUUUUAAAAAGGACGGGGGAUGUUUCUGGAGCUCUAAAUUAUCUAAAGUUAUCGAAAGAGUUAGAAAUUGCUCUUGGUGGUGACGUAAAUGUAGAUCUUCUGGAACAAUUUCCUCCUGUUCCAAAGACUUUGAUAAACCCUUCUGAAAUUCCACUGACCCAAGUGCCAACAAAACUCAUUGAUCAACAUCAAAGCCAUUCUGAAGGGGAUCCAAUACAAACACAAAAUGAAGUGUGCUCUGGAGGUGGAAGCGGGGAAGAUAUUUUCCAUGCUCCACCACCACCAAAUUCUGUUAUUGAAGCGUUACAACAGCGGUUAGAUAAAUACAAGUCUGAAGUUGACAAAGCCAAUGCUGCGUCCAACUCUGGUAAAGCAAGAAGAAUGGGACGAAUUGUAAAGCAAUACGAGGAGGCAGUAGAACUUUUUCGAAAGGGGAAACCUGUUCCUUAUGAUGAACUUCCUACGCCACCCGGAUUUGGUCCAAUCCCUGUCCCAAGUGCAGCUGGAGGUCCGACACCAACUAUUAAUAGAAUUCAAGUCCAACCUCAGCCAGAAGACAUUUCACCAGAGAAGCGGAUAAAACCUGGCCCAUCUUCUAGUCCCUCAUCUGGUCUUACUCCUCCCGGACCUUCAACUUCUUCCAUAAAUCGGGGUGCUGUUGGUGGAAAGCCAAUGACAAAAUUGACAUUGCAAGAAAAACAGCUACAAGACGUACAAUUAAGACAAAAACAAUACCGUGAUGCUGCAAUAGAAGCAAAGAAACGAGGUGAUAUCAAUCAGGCAAGAGAAUACCUGAGAAUAUCAAAAGGAUUUGAUAAUCUUAUCGAGGCUUCCAAAUCUGGAUUACCAGUCGACCUUAAAACGCUGCCAUUGCCUCCUGAAGCGCUUGCUUCGUUGGAAGCAGAGGAUUUUGAACUAGUCUCUGACCAAGACUGCUUAGUUCCUAGCGGAGGGAAUUUGGAAGUUUUCGCCAAGUUAGAAGAAGACCUAAAGUCACAACUAAAGAUGUGUAUGAGAACAAGAGAGCAUUUUAAAGCCGUGGGGGAUGUCGGGUCUGCAAAUAGGUUCGAGUCUAUGGCACUAGACACUAAAAGAGAUUUGGAUGCACUUCGAUUAGCUGCAAAAAGUGGGGCAGCUGCACCAAAGUAUCAUUACGAAAAUCGGAUUUUUUCCAUAACAGAGUGCAACACAGACAUUAAAGAAGACGAAAUCGAAAUUACAGUUGUUCGAGGUAUUAAUUAUAAAUCAACCAGUUCCAUCGACACGUUUAUAAGAGUAGAACUACCAUAUCCGUCUCAAGAAGAAGCUCAAAGUCAAAAGUCGGCGGUUGUAAAAGACUCGACGGAUCCAGAGUAUAAUGUCACAUAUAAAAUGAACAUUAAUAGGAGUGCUCGUAAUUUCCAACGCUUUGUUCAAAGACACGGAGUUAAGGUUGAAGUAUGGUCCAAAGGUGGAUUUUGCGGUUGUAUGGGACAUUUAUUUUGUUGUACUUCUUGUCGCAGAGGAUUCCUCAGGUCCUCGUCCCUAUUUGGGGUGGCCACGGUCAAACUACAGUCCCUCGGAAAUAAGACAGAGACCCACGAUGCCUUCGAAGUUCUUGAUGGACGAAAAGUAGUGGGAAAGGUCGAGGUCAAAAUUCGAUUACGUGAUCCAGUUUUGACUAAACAAAUUACCCAGAAGAAGGAAAAAUGGUUAUCCAUAGAUCGUGCCUAAAUGUUUAUUAUUGCCUUAUGCUGUUUGUUGUGAUAUUUAAGAUAUAUUAAAAUUACAAUGAAAUAAAGUGGUUAAGUACGUACGACGACCAA
Messenger RNA from Folsomia candida, 3248 nucleotides. RefSeq names its product coiled-coil and C2 domain-containing protein 1-like (gene l(2)gd1). Gene Ontology annotation, cellular component: nucleus. Gene Ontology annotation, molecular function: DNA-binding transcription repressor activity, RNA polymerase II-specific; RNA polymerase II cis-regulatory region sequence-specific DNA binding. The transcript is spliced from 15 exons. Bases 364 to 3156 code for a protein of 930 amino acids. Lineage: Eukaryota; Metazoa; Arthropoda; Collembola; Entomobryomorpha; Isotomidae. The record is from RefSeq and is a predicted model, not a curated record. Gene Ontology annotation, biological process: regulation of transcription by RNA polymerase II.